This is a messenger RNA of Euleptes europaea (tarantolino), 1906 nucleotides long. RefSeq names its product LIM domain containing preferred translocation partner in lipoma (gene LPP). Gene Ontology annotation, cellular component: stress fiber; focal adhesion. The transcript is spliced from 10 exons. Gene Ontology annotation, biological process: cell-cell adhesion. NCBI's taxonomy places the organism in Eukaryota, Metazoa, Chordata, Lepidosauria, Squamata, Sphaerodactylidae. The record is from RefSeq and is a predicted model, not a curated record. Bases 126 to 1898 code for a protein of 590 amino acids.
GCUGUGGUCAGUUUUGGACUUUCCCCCGGUCUUGGAGCGGGUUCCAAAUUUGUUCCGCUCGGCAGCGAAGCGUCCCAAGGGAGGGCCAGGAGCCGGACUCCAAUCUCUUUCCGUACACCUGAGUGAUGUCUCACCCGUCAUGGCUGCCCCCCAAGAACUCCAGCGAGCCUGUCGGUCAUGUGACUGCACGGAUGGAGACCACCCAUGCCUUUGGGACCCCCAGCCUCUCCGUAUCUACUCAGCAGACACCCAAGAAGUUUGCUCCUGUGGUGGCCCCCAAACCCAAGUACAAUCCCUACAGACAAGCCGAAGGGGAAGGUGAUUUCCCUCCACCGCCACCCCCUCCAUCAGAAGACCCUGGGUACCUCCCGCCCCCUCCAGGCGCUUUCCCUCCUCCGCCUCCUCCGGAUCAAGCCCUUUUCAACAUUGAGGUGAAUCCAGGGGCCAAGACGCUGGAAGAGAGACGCUCCAGCCUGGAUGCGGAAAUCGACUCCUUGACGAGCAUCCUGGCUGACCUGGAGAGCAGCUCGCCUUAUAAGCCACGGACUCAACAGGGCUCCAUGGCUCCAGGAGGAUCUCCAGUGGCGACCCCUCCCGUGUCCACACCGGUCACCAGCCACAAGCGCAUGGUCAUCCCCAACCAGCCGCCCCUGACGGCCACCAAGAAAUCGGCUUCCAAGCCAGCCGGCCAGCCAUCUCCAAUCCCCGUGACCCCUGUGGGCACCCUGAAGCCUCAGCCCGUCCCAGCCUCUUACGCCACGGCCUCCACCCCCACCCGGCCGACUUUCAACGUGCAGGUGAAGUCGGCUCAGCCCACUCCCCACUACCAGCCUCCGGCCCCCCAGUACAGCAGCUUGGUCCCGAACCAACCCCCCCAGCCUCCGCCGGCGGCACCCUACGCUCUGUCUCAGCCUCGUGGGCCCGAUUACAGCUAUGCACCCCAUCCCAUACACUAUCCGGAGCCUAACUACAGCUACGCGCCCCCGCCUGCUCACUACCAAGAAUCCGGCUUCCACGGAGGCCCAAGCUACGGAGGGCGAAAUGGUACGGAGCUGUCCUACCUGCCACAAAACACCUGGAAACCUGAACCCAUGCAUCCUGGCGGGCAGAACCCUUCAUCAAAUACCAAGAAAACCUCAAUCGCCGAACCUACUCCAGUGCUGCAGCCGUCUUCGUUGCAACCAAAGAGCGGACAGGCGGGCCCCAAUCCUCCUUUAUUCAGACCAGAGGAUGAGCUGGAGCACCUGACCAAGAAGAUGCUGUAUGAUAUGGAGAACCCCCCUUCAGAUGACUACUUCGGCCGCUGCGCACGUUGCGGAGAGAACGUCGUGGGGGAAGGGACCGGCUGCACGGCGAUGGACCAGGUGUUCCACGUGGACUGUUUCUCCUGCAUGACCUGUGGCAACAAGCUUCGGGGGCAGCCUUUCUACGCAGUGGAGAAGAAAGCCUAUUGCGAGCCCUGCUACAUCAACACCCUGGAGCAGUGCAGCAUCUGCGCCAAGCCCAUCAUGGAGCGGAUCCUCCGCGCCACCGGCAAGGCCUACCACCCCCACUGCUUCACCUGCGUGAUGUGCCAGCGCAGCCUGGAUGGCAUCCCUUUCACCGUGGACGCAGGGGGCAACAUCCAUUGCAUCGAGGAUUUCCACAGGAAAUUUGCCCCUCGCUGUUCUGUCUGUAAGGAGCCGAUUAUGCCCGCCCAGGGCAAGGAAGAGACUGUCCGUAUUGUGGCCUUGGACCGGGACUUCCACGUGCAGUGCUACCGGUGUGAGGACUGUGGCGGGCUCUUGUCCGAAGGAGACAAUCAAGGCUGCUACCCUCUGGAUGGCCACAUCCUUUGCAAGACGUGCAACUCGGCCCGGAUCCAGGCCCUCACGGCAAAGGCGAGCACUGACCUCUGAGUGCGCUC